CCUCACACUCCCCUCUCCCGUGCGCUGCUCCAAACAUGUUGCCUGCGCGAUGCUGCGCUCUGAAGUGGAAAACGUCCACCCGGCGGCCUGGCCGCGUGGCCCCAUCGGCCCCCUCGCGGGCUGCCCGGCGCCGCCCCUGAGGGAGCUUGGCGACGAGGACGAGGAGGAGGAGGUGGCCCGCAAGGCGCCCUCUCCACCCGGCGGCGAGGAGGAAGGGGAGGAGACACGGCGGCAGAGGAGGCAGGCCGGUCCGGCGCCGAAGGGGACCAUGCGCGGGAGACGCUACCUGCUGGAGCGAGGCUCCUGGUCCGGGUCGGCCGGUGUUGGCGGUAAGGGAGCAGCGGCCGGCCGGAGGCGGAGGUCACCCGACUGGCUUUAUGAGUCGUACUGCCGCAUGAGCCAGCAACACCCGCUCAUCGUGUUCCUGCUCCUGAUUGUGAUGGGUGCCUGCCUCGCGCUCCUCGCUGUCUUCUUCGCCUCGGGGCUGGACAUUGAGGCCCACGUGGCCUUUAUCAUCACCGUGCCAACAGCGCUGGCACUCUUCCUCAGCAUCUUCGUGCUGGUAUGCAUGGAGCCCAUCUUCAAGAAGCUCCUCCGUGUCUUCUCCCUGGUCAUCUGGGUCUGCCUCGUCGCCAUGGGUUACCUCUUCAUGUUUUUCGGCGGUAUCAUCUGUCCUUGGGAUCAGGUAUCCUUCUUCCUGUUCAUCGUCUUUGUGGUCUACACCAUGCUCCCGUUCUCCAUGUGGGAGGCAGUCGUGGCCAGCGCGCUCACCUGCUCUUCACACACCGUGGUACUGAGUGCAUGUCUGGCAUCCCAGAGCGAGCGUGCUGAGCAGCUAGUGUGGCAGAUUCUGGCCAAUAUCAUUAUUUUCAUAUGUGGGAACAUGGCGGGAGCGUACCACAAACACCUGAUGGAAGUGGCCCUGAAGCAGACGUACCAAGACACGUGUAACUGCAUCAAGUCCCCCAUUAAGCUGGAGUUCGAGAAGCGGCAGCAGGAGCGUCUGCUGCUGUCCCUGCUACCAGCCCACAUUGCCCGUGUCAUGAAGGCAGAGAUUAUUCAGAGACUUCAGGGCCCCAACUUUGGCCAGGUGGAGAACACCAACAACUUCCACAAUUUAUAUGUGCAGAGGCACACCAACGUCAGCAUUUUGUAUGCUGAUAUUGUCGGCUUCACUCGCUUGGCCAGCGAUUGCUCUCCAGGGGAGCUGGUCCACAUGUUGAACGAGCUGUUCGGCAAAUUCGAUCAGAUUGCCAAGGAAAACGAAUGUAUGAGAAUUAAAAUUCUCGGCGACUGUUAUUACUGCGUGUCCGGGCUCCCCGAGUCAUUGCCAAACCAUGCAAAAAACUGCGUAAAAAUGGGUCUGGAGAUGUGCGAAGCCAUCAAGAAAGUGCGGGACGCCACUUGCGUGGACAUUAACAUGCGCGUCGGGGUCCACUCUGGAAACGUUCUCUGUGGUGUCAUUGGCCUCCAGAAAUGGCAAUAUGAUGUCUGGUCACAUGAUGUGACACUAGCAAAUCACAUGGAGGCUGGAGGUGUGCCGGGACGUGUUCACAUUACUUCUGUGACUCUGGAGCACCUGAAUGGGGCUUAUAAAGUAGAGGACGGCUACGGUCAGGAACGUGACCCCUAUUUGAAAGAGCACGGGGUCCUUACCUACCUAGUGAUCAACCCAAAGGUGGAGAGGAGGAGUCCCCAGCACCACUACCGCCCACGCCACGCCCUGGACGGGGCCAAGAUGAGAGCGUCUGUCAGGAUGACGCGGUACCUGGAGUCCUGGGGGGCCGCCAAGCCAUUCGCCAACCUGCACCACCGGGACAGCAUGACUAACGAGAACGGGAAGAUCAACACCGCAGACGUGCCGUUGGGUCAGUAUCACUUUCAGAGACGCUCAGAAAGAACAAAAUCUCAGAAGAAGCGUUUUGAGGAAGAGCUAAAUGAAAGGAUGAUCCGAACGUUUGAUGGCAUCAAUUCUCAAAAACAGUGGCUCAAAUCUGAGGACAUUCAGAGAAUAUCCCUGUUUUUCCACAAUAAAGCAUUAGAGAAGGAGUACCGAGCAACAACCUUACCUGCUUUCAAGUACUACAUUACCUGUGCCUGUUUAAUCUUUGUCUGCAUUUUCGUGGUGCAAAUUCUAGUCCUGCCAAAGACUGCUGUCCUGGGCAUCUCGUACGGACUGGCCUUCCUCGUACUCUCCAUCAUCCUCCUCAUAUGCUUCGUCGGCCAUUUCUUGCACUGCAGUAAGACCGCCUCGGCGCCAUGGCGCUGGGUCCUGCGCUCCUCCAGCAUCAUCUCCAACGAGCCUUGGCCCCGCCUCACCCUCACCAUGGCAACCACCACCCUCAUCCUAGUCAUGGCUGUCUUCAACAUGUUCUUUCUGGAGGACGACCUGACACCUCCGGUCCCCCUUUAUAAUGCAUCCAAUGAAACACUCUUUCAGCCUGAUGGACAUCCAUCUGCUUUCCUGGAGAAGAACAACUUCUAUCUCCCUUAUUUCAUCUACAGCUGCAUCCUGGGCCUCAUUUCCUGCUCGGUGUUUCUGAGGAUCAACUACGAGCUGAAGAUGCUCACCAUGCUGGCGGCUGUGGUGGCCUACAAUGUCAUCAUCCUCCAGACCCACGCCCCACUGCUGGAUGAGUACAGCAAGUUCCUCUACAAAACCCAGGCCUUGGACAGGCCGGGAGUUCUGAAGGACUUGAAGACAAUGGGUUCAGUGUCUCUCUUCAUCUUCUUCGUCACCCUGCUUGUUCUGGCCAGGCAGACUGAAUAUUACUGUAGGUUGGACUUCCUCUGGAAGAACAAGUUCAAGAAGGAGUGCGAGGAGAUUGAGACCAUGGAGAACCUGAACCGCGUCCUGCUGGAGAACGUCCUUCCCGCCCACGUAGCCGAGCACUUCCUCGCCAGGAACUGGAAGAAUGAGGAUCUGUAUCACCAGUCGUACGAGCUGGUCUGUGUGAUGUUUGCCUCUAUCCCGGACUUCAAGGAGUUCUACACGGAGUCCGACGUAAACAAGGAGGGACUGGAGUGUCUUAGACUGCUGAAUGAAAUCAUCGCCGACUUCGACGAGUUACUGUCCAAGCCAAAGUUCAGUGGCGUGGAGAAGAUUAAAACCAUCGGAAGCACAUACAUGGCAGCCACUGGGCUAAACUCCACAGCUGGGCCAGAACACACCCAGGAGCAUGACAGACAGUACAUGCACAUUGGGACCAUGGUGGAGUUUGCAUUUGCCCUGGUGGGGAAACUGGAUGUCAUCAAUAAGCAUUCUUUCAACGACUUUAAGCUCCGAGUCGGUAUUAACCAUGGGCCUGUGAUUGCUGGAGUGAUUGGAGCCCAGAAGCCUCAGUACGACAUCUGGGGGAACACAGUGAACGUGGCCAGUAGAAUGGACAGCACCGGCGUGCUCGGGAAAAUCCAGGUCACGGAGGAGACGAGCCGUGUCUUGCAGACGCUGGGCUACACGUGCUCCUGCAGGGGGAUUAUCAAUGUCAAGGGCAAAGGGGAGCUCCAGACCUACUUCGUCCACACGGAGAUGACCAGGGCUCCUUCGCAAGGAAACGUGAUGCCGUGAGCCACAUGGCAUCACGGUGGCCGGCGAUUAAGAACUAGGAAUACCAGAGACCAUUUGUAAAUACCCCUACUCCCUUAGAUGCACGAAAUCUUGGAUGUAUUUAAAGUGGUACCAUUUCUGCAGUGUCUUAUAUGCAGGGCUUGUGCACAAGGUAUAAGUAUGGUAGCAAUUAUUUUGUAAGAAAACUAAAUACAACAAAAAAGUGUUUUGAUGUUUUGAUGCCAUUGUUAACCCCCCCCCCCCCCCACACA
Molecule: messenger RNA, 3819 nt
Organism: Electrophorus electricus (electric eel)
Lineage: Eukaryota; Metazoa; Chordata; Actinopteri; Gymnotiformes; Gymnotidae
Gene: adcy2a
Product: adenylate cyclase 2a
Biological process (GO): adenylate cyclase-inhibiting G protein-coupled receptor signaling pathway; adenylate cyclase-activating G protein-coupled receptor signaling pathway; cAMP biosynthetic process
Cellular component (GO): plasma membrane
Molecular function (GO): adenylate cyclase activity
Source: RefSeq, a predicted model, not a curated record